GGGGAAGGCAGUGGAAACCUCGGGCAAAAGUUAGCAGCUAGGGAGUGCAUGGUGUCCCCUUCCUAGCUAUCUGGGCCUUUUGGAUUCGGAUCGACCCCCCCCCCCCCCCCCCCCCCCCGGAGGCGCAAACGAUCUCCUGGAGAGGGUGGAUCCAAGCAGGACAGGGCGUCAGGGUGGGGAGGAGGCUCCUCGGGAGGCCGUGCAUCUUUUGGAGUUUCCUGAGUCCACUUAAGAAGACAGGCAUAAAGCAAAAGGAAAUAAAAGAAAAGCUGAUUCAGUAUUUGGAGUUUUAUCUCCUUGCUGACUGAUUUAAGUGCCUUGGAUUUGUUUACAAUUCCAUAGACCUAGAGGAGUCCCAGGAUGGUUUCUGGAGUGGUAUAGUGCUGCACCACCUGGGAAAAAGAGACUCUGUUGGUUUCGUGCCACAGGAAAGAGCAUGGCAGCCUCCAGGACGCCCUCACGGUCUCCUCGGACCCCGCGGGACAUCGCCAACGUCAUGCAAAGGCUGCAAGAUGAGCAAGAAAUAGUACAGAAACGUACCUUCACAAAAUGGAUCAAUUCUCAUCUGGCCAAGCGGAAACCCCCAAUGGUGGUAGAUGAUCUCUUUGAAGACAUGAAAGAUGGUGUUAAGCUGCUAGCUCUUCUGGAAGUACUUUCUGGACAGAAACUGCCUUGUGAACAAGGACGCCGUAUGAAGCGAAUCCAUGCCGUGUCUAACAUUGGCACAGCGCUCAAGUUCCUAGAAGGAAGAAAGUCCAUUUACAGAGGAUCACCGAUAAAAUUGGUCAACAUUAACUCCACUGAUAUCGCUGAUGGCCGACCCUCCAUCGUUCUUGGGCUAAUGUGGACCAUCAUUCUGUAUUUCCAGAUCGAGGAGCUGACCAGCAACCUGCCUCAGCUGCAGUCUUUGUCCAGCAGCGCCUCCUCUUUGGACAGCAUGCUCAGCGCGGAGACAGCCAGCCCCCCCAGCAAACGGAAAGUCUCCACCAAGAUCCAGGGGAAUGCGAAGAAAGCUUUACUGAAGUGGGUCCAGUACUCAGCAGCCAAGCAGAGUGGAAUAGAAGUAAAGGACUUUGGGAAAAGUUGGAGAAGUGGAGUGGCCUUUCAUUCCGUCAUCCAUUCCAUUCGACCAGAACUAGUGGACUUUGAGAAAGUCAGAGGAAGAUCAAACCGAGAAAACCUGGAGGAGGCUUUCACCAUUGCUGAAACAGAACUGGGGAUCCCAAGGUUACUAGAUCCUGAAGAUGUUGAUGUGGACAAACCAGAUGAGAAGUCUAUUAUGACUUACGUGGCUCAGUUUCUGAAGCAUUAUCCCGACAUUCACAACACAGGCAUGGAUGAGCAGGAGAAAGAAGAAAUUUUUCCAGGUUUACUAUAUUUUACAAAUUCUACCCAAAAUUUUAAGAGAGAAGACAGGCUAAUUUUGAAGGAAACGAAAGUUUGGAUAGAUCAAUUUGAAAGAGAUUUGACAAGAGCCCAGGUGGCAGAAUCAAACUUGCAUGAUAAGUAUCAGUCAUUUAAGCACUUCAGAGUUCAGUAUGAACUGAAAAGGAAACAGAUUGAGCACUUAAUUCAACCAUUACACAGAGAUGGUAAAUUGACACUUGACCAAGCACUGGUAAAGCAAUCCUGGGACAGAGUGUCCUCUAGGCUCUUCGACUGGCACAGACAGCUUGAUAAAUCUCUUCCUGCACCUCUGGGCACCAUAGGUGCCUGGUUAUACAGAGCAGAAGUGGCUCUAAGAGAGGAGAUAGCCAUCCAACAGGUCCAUGAGGAUACAGCUAACACAAUACAGCAGAAACUGGAACAGCAUAAGGAUCUGCUUCAGAACACAGAUGCCCACAAGAGAGCAUUCCAUGAAAUCUACCGGACUAGGUCUGUUAAUGGAAUCCCCGUGCCUCCCGAGCAAUUAGAGGACAUGGCUGAGAGGUUUCAUUUUGUUUCCUCCACAUCAGAGCUGCACUUAAUGAAAAUGGAAUUUCUGGAAUUAAAGUACCGUCUGCUCUCACUGCUGGUUCUUGCAGAGUCAAAGCUGAAGUCUUGGAUUAUCAAGUAUGGGAGGAGAGAGUCCGUAGAGCUGCUUCUGCAAAACUAUAUUUCUUUUAUAGAAAACAGCAAGUUCUUCGAACAAUAUGAAGUGACAUACCAGAUCUUGAAACAGACUGCUGAGAUGUACGUCAAAGCUGACGGCUCAGUGGAAGAAGCCGAGAAUGUGAUGAAAUUCAUGAAUGACACAACGGCCCAGUGGAGGAACCUCUCUGUAGAAGUGAGGAGUGUGCGAAGCAUGCUGGAAGAAGUUAUUGCCAACUGGGAUCGAUACGGCAACACAGUGGCUAGCCUUCAAGCCUGGCUAGAGGAUGCUGAGAAAAUGCUAAAUCAGUCAGAACUUGCCAAAAAGGAUUUUUUUCGAAAUCUGCCUCAUUGGAUUCAGCAACACAGCGCCAUGAACGAUGCUGGCAAUUUUCUAAUCGAAACAUGUGAUGAGAUGGUUUCCCGAGAUCUGAAACAGCAGUUAUUAUUACUCAAUGGGCGAUGGAGGGAGCUGUUCAUGGAAGUCAAGCAAUAUGCUCGAGCCGACGAGCUGGACAGAAUGAAGAAAGAGUACACAGCUUGUAUUGCUAAACUGUCUGAUUUUGCAGCUGAAUCUCAGAGGAAACUUCUGGAGCCUUUAGAAGUCUCUUUUAUUAAUGUCAAGUUGUUAAUUCAAGACCUAGAGGAUAUGGAGCAGAGAGUACCUCUGAUGGAUGCCCAGUUCAAAAUAAUCACAAAGACAGCACACCUUAUCACCAAAGAGAGUUCCCAAGAUGAGGCCAAUGAGAUGUUUGCCACCAUGUCGCGACUCAAGGAGCAGCUUGGCAAGGUCAAAGACAGUUGCUCCCCACUCCUCUGUGAGUCUCAGCAGUUGUCGAUACCAUUAGAGGAAUUGGAGAAGCAGAUGACAUUGUUUUAUGAGUGCCUUGGGAAAAUCAAUGAAACUAUUACAGUUCUUGAGCGUGAGGCCCAAUCUAGUGCUCUAUUUAAACAAAAACAACAGGAACUGGCUGCUUGCCAAGAAAGCUGUAAGAAAACAAUGGCGCUCAUAGAGAAAGGCAGUCAAAGUGUCCAGAAGUUUGUGACCAUGAGCCACGUGCUAAAGCAUUUUGAUCAGACAAAGCUCCAGCGACAGAUUUCAGGUGCUCAUGCUGCUUUUCAGAAUAUGGUCAAGAAAACUGGAGAUUGGAAGAAGCACGUGGAAACCAACAGUCGCCUGAUGAAGAAAUUUGAGGAGUCUCGAGCUGAGCUGGAGAAGGUGCUGAGGACUGCCCAGGAGGGCCUGGAGGAGAAGGGGGACCCGGGAGAUCUCUUGAAGAAACACACUGAGUUUUUCAGUCAGUUGGACCAGCGGGUGCUCAAUGCUUUCCUCAAAGCUUGUGAUGAGCUCACAGACAUUCUCCCUGAGCAGGAGCAGCAGGGCCUGCAGGAUGCUGUUCGGAAGCUCCACAAGCAGUGGAAGGAUCUCCAAGGUGAGGCACCCUACCACCUGCUCCAUCUGAAGAUUGAUGUGGAGAAGAACAAAUUCUUGGCCUCUGUGGAGGAAUGCAGACUUGAGCUAGCUCGAGAGUCCAAGCUCGUGGCCCAGGAAGGCAGUGAAAAGAUUCUUCAAGAGCACAAGGUUUUCUUCAGUGACAAAGGUCCUCAUCAUGUCUGCGAGAAAAGGUUACAGCUCAUUGAAGAGCUCUGUCUGAAGCUUCCGGUCCGGGACCCAGUCAGGAACACACCUGAAAGCUGCCAGUCAACUCUCAAAGAGCUUCGCACUGCCAUUGACAGCACCUGUGGGCAGCUCAUGGCAGACCCAGACAAGUGGAAAGAAUACACCAGCAGGAUGUCUGAACUUUCCUCUUGGAUAUCCGCCAAGGAGACACAGUUGAAGGGGAUUCAGAGUGAGGCUAUCGAUUCUGCCAGCCAUGAGGAGGUGGAAAACGCUGUAGCGGAGAUCAGAAGUGCCGUGGCCAAAAAGGGGGAGACCCUCAGUUGGCUGAAAUCCAGACUUAAAGUCUUGAUUGAAGUUUCUUCUGAGAAUGAAGCCCAAAAGCAAGGAGAUGAACUGGCUAAAUUAUCCAGUUCCUUCAAGGCACUCACGACUCUGUUGUCAGAGGUUGAAAAGAUGGUGAACAACUUUGGGGAAUGUGUCCAGUACAAAGAACUAGUCAGAAGUUCCCUUGAAGACCUGAUUUCUGGCUCUAAGGAUGUGCAGGAGCAAGCUGACAAGAUCUUGGACACUGAGAACCUGUUGGAAGCACAGCAGCUACUUCUUCACCACCAGCAAAAGACAAAAAGAAUCUCUGCAAAGAAAAAAGACGUGCAACACCAGAUUGCUCAGGCUCAGCAGGGAGAAGGUGGGCUGUCUGACCGAGUCCAGGAUGAGCUCCGGAAGUUGGAGAACACUCUAGACAGUGUGGAGCAUAGCAGGGAGAAGCAGGAGCGCCGCAUGCAGGUCACUUUAAGGAAAUGGGAACGAUUUGAAUCGAACAAAGAGACUGUGGUUAGAUACCUUUUUCAAACAGGUUCCAGCCAUGAACGCUUCUUGAGUUUUAGCAGUUUGGAAAGUUUAUCUUCAGAACUGGAACAGACAAAGGAGUUUUCUAAACGAACAGAAGGCAUUGCAGUCCAGGCAGACAACCUGGUGAAGGAAGCCACAGAGAUUCCACUGGGGCCCAAGAAUAAACAGCUGCUUCAGCAGCAGGCUAAGUCAAUCAAAGAGCAAGUCAAAAAACUAGAAGACACACUUGAAGAAGAUAUUAAAACCAUGGAAAUGGUGAAAAACAAAUGGGAUGAAUUUGGGAAUCAUUUUGAGACCUUGUCUGCCUGGAUAACUGAAAAAGAAAAUGAACUUAAUAACUUGGACACUUCUUCAUCUGCCAUGGAUGUGCAAAUCAACCAAAUCAAGGUCAUGAUUCAGGAAAUAGAAAGUAAGAUCUGCAGUAUUACAGAGCUGGAAGAAGAAGCUCAGUCUUUUUCUCAAUUUGUUACCACUGGAGAAUCUGCUAGGAUCAAAGCCAAGCUGACACAAAUAAGGAGAUAUUGGGAAGAACUCCGCGAGCAUGCACAGUGUCUGGAAGGAACAGUCCUGGGACAGUUAGCUCAGCAGCAAAAGUUUGAAGAGACUCUCAACAAGAUCCAGAAGUCUAUGACUGAGUUUGAAGAGAAACUUGCUGAUCCAAUUAAAAUAUGUUCUUCAGCUACAGAAACAUACGUGGUUCUCCAAGAACACAUGGAUAUCUGCCAGGCACUAGAGUCUCUGGCCAGCACUGUAGCUGCUUUCUCAGCCAGUGCUUGGAAAGUCCCCAAGAGACAGUCCUCUGUGCAGGAGGCAGAGACCCUGCAGCAGACAUAUGAAGGGAUGCUGAGCCUGGCUAAGGAGAGACAGACAACACUGGAUAAGCUGCUUGCUCACUGGCAGAGGCUAGAGAAAGAACUGUCGACUUUUAUGACCUGGUUAGAGCGGUGUGAGGCCAUAGCCAGUUCCUCCAAAAUGGACAUUUCUGCAGACAGAGCCAAAGUGGAGAGUGAGCUUCAGUUAACACAGGCACUGCAAGAUGACGUUGUAUCCCAGGCGUCUUCCUAUAGCAGCCUUUUGCAGCUGAAGGAGGCACUAUUCUCAGUGGCGUCCAGAGAGGAUGUGCAAGUCAUGAGACUACAUUUGGAGCAGUUAGAUGAAAGAUGGAGAGACUUGCCGAGGAUGAUUAGUAAAAGGGUUAAUUUGCUCCAGUCUCUGGUGGCUGAACACCAGCAGUUUGAUGAAUUGCUGCUUUCUUUUUCUGUCUGGAUGAAGAUGUUUCUCAGUGAAUUACAAACAUCUUCAGAGAUAAACCUAGUGGACCACCAUGCAGCCCUUACCCGGCACAAGGACCACACAGCAGAAGUCGAGAGCAAAAGGGGGGAGCUUCAGAGUCUAAGGGGACACCUGGCCAGGCUAUGCACACUGGGGCAGGCAGAGGACCUGCAUCUCCUGCAGGGCAAGGCAGAGGACUGCUUCCAACUGUUCGAGGAGGCCAGCCAGGUGGUGGAGAGGAGGCAGGUUGCCCUGGCCCAGCUGGCUGAGUUCCUGCAGAGCCAUGCCUCCCUGUCAGGCCUUCUCCACCAGCUGCGGCAAAUGGUGGAGGCGACCCAGAGCAUGAAUAAGAAGCAGUCUGAUCUCUUAGCAAAGGACCUCAGUGGUGCCAUCCAGGAUGUGAAGGCUCUAGAGUCCAGUGCCAUCAGCUUGGACAGCCUCCUCGCCAAAGCCCAGUACCACCUGAAGAGUGGAAGCUCUGAGCAGAGGACUUCCUGCAGGACGACCGCAGAUCACCUGGGUUUGGAAUUGGAGAGGAUUCAGAACCUUCUGGGAAGCAAGCAGAGCGAGGCAGAUGCCCUGGCCACACUAAAGGUGGCGUUCCAAGACCAGAAAGAGGAACUGCUGAAGAGCAUUGAGGACAUAGAAGAGCGGACCGACAGAGAGCGAUUAAAAGAGCCUACACGCCAAGCUCUUCAGCAGAGGUUGAGAGUCUUUAAUCAGCUGGAAGACGAGCUGAAUUCUCACGAGCAUGAACUCUGCUGGCUGAAAGACAAAGCUAAGCAGAUUGCCCAGAGAGACGUAGCUUUUGCGCCUCAAGUCGACAGAGAGAUAAACCGCUUAGACGUCACUUGGGAGGAUACCAAAAAACUCAUUCAUGAAAACCAGGGCCAAUGCUGUGGACUUAUUGACCUAGUGAGAGAAUAUCAAAACUGGAAAUCAGCUAUAUCCAAAGUCUUAGAAAAUGCCAGCAAUGUGAUUGAUAUCAGAACUACUAUAAAAGAUCAAGAGGAUCUUAAGUGGAUUUUGUCCAAGCAUGAAACUGCCAAGAAUGCAAUGGCCAAUAAGCAGAAAGAACUGGAUAACUUUACCAGUAAAGGAAAACAAUUGUUAUCUGAGUUGAAAAAAAUUCACAGUAGUGAUUUCAUCUUGGUGAAAACAGACAUGGAGAGUACUGUGGACAAAUGGCUUGACGUGUCAGAGAAGAUCGAAGGAAACAUGGAUAGGCUGAGGGUCAGCCUAUCCAUCUGGGAUGAUGUGCUCUCUGGGAAAGAUGAGAUUGACAGGUGGUCGAACAGCUCCGUUCCACAGCUGACUGAAAGUAUCAGCAACCUGAACAACAGCCUCCAAACAGAACAUUUUCUUAAAGAAUUUGAGUCUGAAGUUAAAAGCAAAGCUCUGAGACUGGAAGAACUUCAUUCUAAAGUGAAUGAUCUUAAAGAAUUAACCAAGAAUCCAGAAACACCACCAGACCUUCAGUUUAUCGAAGCAGACCUGAGACAGAAGCUGGAGCAUGCCAAAGAAAUUACCGAGGAAGCAAAAGGAACUUUGAAAGCUUUUACGGCUCAGAGUACCCAAGUGGAGAAAUUUAUUAGUGACAUAGCAAGCUGGCUGACAAAACUAGAGGAAUCCCUCAUGAGUUGUGCCCAAACUGAGACAUGUGAAGGACUGAAGAAAGUAAAAGAAAUACAAAAAGAACUCCAGAGUCAGCAGAGCAACAUCAGCUCCACCCAAGAGAAUCUGAAUAGCUUGUGCCGCAAGUACCCUUCUGUGGAGCUGGAGAGGCUGGGCAGCGCCAUGACUGGACUGAUAAAGCAACAGGAAGCCAUGAACCAGCUGUGUUCCAGAACACAGGCCAGCCUUCAGGAUUCUCUGGAAAAACACUUCAGUGAAUCUAUGCUGGAGUUUCAAGAAUGGUUUUCUGGAAUCAAAGCAGCAGCAAAGGAAUCAUCCAACAGAACUGGUGACAGCAAGGUUCUAGAAGCAAAGCUCCAUGAUCUCCAGCAGAACAUUCUGGACUCUAUCAGUGAUGGGCAAAGCAAGCUUGAUGCUGUAACUCAAGAAGGACAAACUUUAUAUGCAUAUUUGUCUAAGCAAAUUGUCAGUAGCAUUCAGGAACAAAUCACACAGGCAAAUGAAGAGUUUCAAGCCUUUCUGAAACAAUGCCUUAAAGACAAACAGGCUCUUCAAGACUGUGCCUUAGAACUUGGGAGCUUUGAGGAUCAGCACAGAAAACUGAAUGCAUGGAUCCAUGAAAUGAGCGAAAGGUUAAGUGCUGAAAACUUAGGAGAGAACAAACAACACAUUCCUGAGAAGAAAAAUGAAGUUCAUAAAGUUGAAAUGUUUCUGGGAGAGCUACUGGCUGCAAGAGAGUCACUGGAUAAGCUUUCCCAGCGCGGGCAGCUCCUCAGCGAGGAAGGCCAUGGAGCGGGGCAGGAGGGCCGCCUGUGCUCACAACUCCUUGCUCACUACCAGAGUCUGCUCAGAAUGACCAAAGACAAGCUGCGGGCCUGCCAGAUGGCCCUGCAGGAACAUGAGGCCCUGGAGGAGGCUCUGCAGAACAUGUGGACCUGGCUGAAGGACGUCCAGGACAGGCUGGCCUGUGCAGAGAGCACCGUGGGAAACAGAGAGACAUUGGAGAGACGCCUCUCACAAGUCCAGGAGAUUCUCCUGAUGAAAGGGGAAGGGGAAGUGAAGCUGAAUAUGGCCAUUGGGAAAGGAGAGCAGGCCUUGAGGAGCAGCAACAAAGAAGGUCAGAAGGUGAUUCAGACUCAGCUCCAGACACUGAAAGACGUGUGGGCGAACAUCACGAGCUCUUCCACCUAUGCUCAGAGCACUCUAGAGUCAGUGGUGAGUCAAUGGAAUGACUACGUGGAGUGGAAAACCCAGUUGGAGCAGUGGAUGGACUCUGUGGACCAUAAAGUAGAGCAUCCCUUGCCACUCCAGCCAGGUCUGAAAGAGAAGUUCACUCUUCUGGACCACUAUCAGUCCAUCAUAUCCGAGGCUGAGGACCACGCUGGAGCCCUGCAGCGCGUAAGGGCCAAAGCCAGGGAGCUCUACCAGAAAACAGAGGAAGAGUCUUUCAAGGAAGCGGCUCAAGAAGAACUGAGAACCCAGCUUAAUGAUAUCAUGACUGUUGCCAAGGAGAAAAUGAGGGAAGUCGAAGAGAUUGUGAAAGAUCACCUCAUAUACUUGGAUGCAGUCCAGGAGUUCACAGCCUGGCUACAUUCAGCAAAGGAAGAACUCCACCGGUGGUCAGAUACAUCUGGGGACUCAACAGCCUCCCAGAAAAAGCUGUCCAAAAUUAAGGAGCUGAUGGAUUCCAGAGAGAUUGGGACAAGCCGCCUGAGCAGAGUGGAGUGGCUGGCUCCUGCCGUGAAACAGAACACAACCGCCAGUGGGUGUGAGCUGCUGGACGCAGAGAUGCAGGCCUUGCGAGCGGACUGGAAGCAGUGGGAAGACAGCGUCUUCCAAACGCAGAGCAGCCUGGAGACCCUGGUGAACCAGAUGGCCCUUUCUGAGCACGAAUUCACAGGCCAAGUGGCUCAACUGGAGCAGGCCCUGGAGCAGUUCCAUUCCCUGCUCACAGCAUGGGCUCAGCAGUUAACCCUCCUGGAAGGCAAGAAUACAGACCAGGAGGUAGUGGAUAGCUGGCAGAAAGGACAAGAGAUACUGGGUGCUUUACAAGAAGCAGAGCCUAAGAAAGAGGAUCUCAAGUCUCAACUGAAUGAACUUUGUCGAUUUUCCAGAGAUCUAAGUACUUACAGUGGCAAAGUUUCUGCCUUGAUUAAAGAAUAUAACUGUCUUUGUUUGCGAGCAUCCAAAGGCUGCCAGAAUAAAGAGCAGAUUCUGCAGCAAAGAUUUAGAAGAGCCUUCAAGGAUUUCCAGCAGUGGUUGGUUAAUGCGAAAAUCACUACUGCCAAGUGUUUUGAUAUACCUCAGAAUAUCAGUGAAGUCUCAACAAGCCUUCAAAAAAUACAGGAAUUUUUAUCGGAAAGUGAAAAUGGACAGCUCAAGCUAAACAUGAUGCUGUCUAAAGGGGAACUUCUAAGCAGUCUGCUGCCUGAAGAGAAAGCUGAUGGCGUCCAGGCUAAAGUUGCAACUGCAAAAGAAGACUGGAAAAAUUUCCUUUCAAAUCUCCACCAAAAGGAGUCUGCCCUAGAGAAUCUCAAGAUCCAAAUGAAAGAUUUCGAAGUCAGUGCUGAGCCCAUCCAGGACUGGCUGAGCAAAACAGAGAAGAUGGUGCACGGAAGCAGCAACCGCCUGUAUGAUCUGCCAGCGAAGAGGAGAGAACAGCAGAAGCUCCAGUCUGUCCUUGAGGAAAUAACCUGCUACGAGCCUCAGCUCCACAGGCUCAGGGAGAAGGCUCAGCAGCUGUGGGAAGGACAAGCUGCCAGCAGGAGCUUUAUGCACAGAGUGUCGCAGCUGUCUUCUCAGUAUCUAGCGCUAAGCAAUUUAACGAAGGAGAAAGUGUCCCGCUUGGACCGAAUCGUGGCAGAACACCAUCAGCUCUCCCUGGGAGUGAAGGAGCUUCAAGACUGGAUGACGGAUGCCAUCCACAUGCUGGACUCCUAUUGCCACCCGACUUCUGACAAGAGUGUUCUGGACAGCCGGAUGCUCAAGCUCGAGGCCCUGUUGUCGGUGAAGCAGGAAAAAGAGAUCCAGAUGAAAAUGAUGGUGACCCGAGGGGAGUCUGUCUUGCAGAACACCUCCACAGAAGGCAUCCCGGCUCUUCAGCAGCAGCUGCAGAGUGUCAAGGACAUGUGGGGGUCCCUUUUGUCUGCAGGGAUCCGUUGCAAAAGUCAACUUGAAGGGGCUCUUUCCAAGUGGACAAGUUACCAGGAUGACGUUCGGCAGUUUUCCACCUGGAUGGACGGCAUGGAAGCCAGUCUCAAUGAGGCCGACAGGCAGCGUGCUGAACUGAGGGACAAGAUGACAGCACUUGGAAAAGCCAAGUUAUUAAAUGAAGAGGUGCUAGGUCGCAGCAGCUUGCUGGAGACCAUAGAAGUGAAAGGAGCUGGUAUGACAGAGCACUAUGUCACCCAGCUCGAAUUCCAGGACCUGCAGGAACGGUACAAAGCAGUCAAAGAGAGGGCCAAGGAAACAGUAACAAAGUCUGAAAAACUUGUUCGUCUGCACCAAGAGUAUCAGCGUGACCUGCAGGCUUUUGAAGUUUGGUUGGGACAAGAGCAAGAAAAGCUUGGCCGAUACUCAGUUCUCGAAGGAGAUGCCCAAACUCAUGAGGCAACACUGCGGGAUCUUCAGGAGCUGCAAGUACGCUGUGCAGAGGGGCAAGCACUGUUGAAUUCAGUGCUGCACACCAGGGAGGAAGUCAUACCCUCGGGCAUCCCCCAGACAGAAGACCGAGCUCUGGAGUCCCUCCGGCAGGACUGGCAGACCUACCAGCAGAAGCUAUCAGAGACCCGCACUCAGUUCAAUAACAUGGUGAACAAACUGAGGCUGAUGGAACGAAAGUUCCAGCAAGUGGAUGAGUGGCUCAAGGCGCUGGAGGAGAAAGUGAACCUCAAAACAGGACGCCAGUCUAACCGGGCAGCCAAGGAGAUCCAGUUACACCAGAUGAAGAAGUGGCAGGACGAGGUGACAGCACUCCGAGACGAAGUAGAGGAAGUGGGUGCUGGGGCACAGGAGAUCCUGAACGAGAGACACGUGAGCAGCCAGAUGGGCUGCCAGGCCACCCAGCUGACAUCCAGAUAUCAAGCUCUUCUUCUGCAAGUGUUGGAACAAAUAAAAUUCCUGGAAGAAGAGAUCCAGAGCUUGGAGGAAUCAGAAUUGUCCCUAAUCUCCUAUACUGACUGGUACAACUCUACUCAAAAGAACUUCAAGAAUGUGGCUGCCAAAAUUGACAGAGUAGAUAAGGUGAUGAUGGGGAAGAAAAUGAAGACUUUGGAGAGUUUGCUGAAAGACGUGGAGAAAGGGCACAGUCUGUUGAAAUCAGCCCGGGAGAAAGGAGAAAGGGCGGCGGCUCACCUGGAAGAUGGUGACGCGGAGACAUUACGGCAGGACAUCCAGGGCCACGUGGAGCAGCUGAAGGAACUGACCGGCACUGUCCGGAGGGAGCACACGACUGUGGAGAAAGGUCUCUAUUUGGCCAAGGAGUUCUCAGAUAAAUACAAAGCCCUAACGCAGUGGGUAGCAGAAUACCAAGGCAUCCUGCAUGUUCCCGAGGACCCCAAGAUGGAACUGUAUGAAAAAAAGGCUCAGUUAUCAAAAUACAAGUCACUGCAGCAAAUGGUGCUAUCCCAUGAGCCAUCAGUCAAGUCGGUGAGAGAGAAAGGGGAAGCUCUUCUGGAACUGGUGCAGGAUGCUACCUUGAAGGACAAAAUUGACAAACUUCAAAGUGAUUACCAGAACCUCUGCUCUGCGGGGAAGGAGCACGUCUGUAGUCUGGAGGCCAAAGUCAAGGACCAUGAGGAUUACAACAGUGAGCUCCAGGAGGUGGAGAAAUGGCUGCUGCAGAUGUCAGGCCGGCUGGUGGCCCCCGAUCUCAUGGAGACCAGCAGCCUGGAGACCAUCACCCAGCAGCUGGCCCACCACAAGGCUAUGAUGGAAGAAAUUGCUGGUUUUGAAGACCUCUUGAACAACCUUAAAAUGAAAGGUGACAAUUUGAUCAACCAGUGUGCAGACCACCUGCAAGCGAAACUAAAACAGAAUCUUCAGGCUCAUCUGCAGGGCACCAAGGACAGCUACUCAGCAAUCUGCAGCACAGCUCAGAGGGUAUACCAGAGUUUGGAACAUGAGCUGCAGAAGCAUGUGAGUCGACAAGACACUCUGCAACAGUGCCAGGCCUGGCUUUCUGCAGUCCAACCAGAUUUGAAGCCAAGCCCACACCCACCUCUCAGCAGGGCAGAAGCUGUGAAGCAGGUCAAACACGUCAGAGCAUUGCAGGAGCAGGCCAGGACCUACUUAGAUCUUCUUUGUUCCAUGUGUGACUUGUCAAACCCCUCAGUGAAAACCACAGCCAAGGACAUUCAAGAAACAGAGCAAAUGAUUGAGCAAAGGCUGGCCCAGGCACAGAACCUAACCCAAGGCUGGGAAGAGAUCAAACACAUGAAGGCUGAGCUAUGGAUAUACCUCCAGGACGCAGAUCAGCAACUGCAGAACAUGAAGCGGAGACACUCGGAGCUGGAGCUCAAUAUUGCACAGAACAUGGUGUCCCAAGUAAAGGAUUUCAUUAAGAAACUACAGAGCAAACAGGCAUCAGUGGCUGCUGUCACCGAAAAGGUAAACAAGUUAACCAAGAAGCAAGAGUCUCCUGAGCACAAGGAAAUCAGCCACUUAAAUGAUCAGUGGCUGGAGCUGUGCCUUCAGUCAGAUAAUCUGUGCUCCCAAAGGGAAGAGGAUCUUCAGAGAACAAGGGGUUACCAUGACUGCCUGAAUGUGGUGGAAGCAUUCUUAGAAAAGUUCACAACAGAAUGGGACAACUUGGCCAGGACUGAUACAGAGAGUACGGCUGUCCACUUGGAAGCCUUGAAGAAGCUAGCCUUGACCUUGCAGGAGCAAAGGCAGGCUGUGGAAGACCUGAAAGCCCAGAAGCAGAAAAUGACAGAGCACCUGAAUUUAGAUGACAAAGAGUUCAUCAAAGAGCAGACCGCUCACCUGGAACAGCGGUGGUUCCAGCUUGAGGACCUGGUUAAGAGGAAAGUCCAGAUGUGCAUCACCAACCUGGAGGAGUUAAGCGUGGUGCGAGCCAAGUUCCAGGAGCUCAUGGAGUGGGCAGCAGAGCAGCAGCCUAAUAUCACUGAGGCCCUUCAGCAGAGCCCCCCGCCAGACAUGGCCCAGAACCUUCUCCUGGACCACCUCACCAUUUGCAGCGAACUGGAGGCCAAACAGAUGCUCCUGAAAUCGCUCAUCAAGGAUGCAGACAGGGUGAUGGCAGAUCUGGGUCUCAAUGAGAGACAAGUCAUCCAGAAGGCGCUCUCUGAUGCUCAAAAGCACAUAAACUGUCUCAGUGACUUAGUGGGCCAGAGGCGGAAGUACUUAAACAAGGCCUUGUCUGAGAAGACCCAGUUUCUCAUGGCUGUCUUCCAGGCCACCAGCCAAAUUCAGCAGCAUGAGCGGAAGAUCACUUUCCGUGAACAUAUCUGCCUGUUGCCUGAUGACAUCAGCAAGCAAGUGAAGACAUGUAAGAGUGCCCAGGCCAGCCUCAAGACUUACCAGAAUGAAGUCACAGGACUCUGGGCCCAGGGCCGUGAACUAAUGAAAGGAAUCAUGGAGCAGGAAAAGGCAGAAGUGCUGGGGAAGCUUCAGGAGUUGCAGACUAUCUAUGACACCGUUUUGCAGAAGUGUAACCAUCGGCUCCAAGAACUGGAGAAAAAUCUCGUUUCCCGGAAACAUUUUAAGGAAGACUUUGAUAAAGCCUGUCACUGGCUCAAACAAGCCGACAUCAUUACAUUUCCGGAGAUCAACCUAAUGAGUGAGAGUUGCAAUCUGCACACCCAGUUGGCCAAAUAUCAGCAGAUUCUGGAACAAUCUCCGGAAUAUGAAAACCUCCUUCUGACCCUGCAGAGAACUGGGCAGGCCAUCUUACCCUCCCUGAAUGAAGUGGAUCACUCCUACCUCCAUGAAAAGCUCACCACCCUCCCCCAGCAAUUUAAUGUCGUUGUCGCCUUGGCCAAGGACAAGUUCUACAAAGUCCAGGAAGCCAUUCUUGCUCGAAAGGAAUAUUCUUCUCUGAUUGAGUUGACUGCCCAGUCUUUAGGUGACCUGGAAGAGCAGUUCUUGAAAAUGAGCAUAGUCCCCAGUAACCUAGAGGUAGAGGAGGCUCUGGUUCUCCAGGGUGACUACAGAGCUCUCUUGGGGGAGAUGACCAACCUUGGGGAAGCAGUAGGUGAACUCAACCAAAAGAAAGAAGGUUUCCGCAGCACCGGGCAGCCCUGGGAGGCAGACAGGAUGCUGCAUGUCGUCACUCUGUACCACAGGCUGAAGCGACAGGUGGAGCAAAGAGUCAGCUCACUGGAGGACAUCGCCAGUGCUUACCAGGAGCAUCAGAAGAUGCACCAGCAACUGGAGAAGCAGCUGGAGAAGGUGAAGAUAGAGCAGUCCAAGGUCAACGAGGAGACCCUACCUGCAGAGGAGAAGCUGAAGACAUACCAUUCCCUGGCCGGAAGUCUGCAGGACUCUGGAAUUCUCCUGAAACGGCUGGCUGGGCAUCUGGAAGAUCUCGUUCCACACCUGGAUCCCCUGGCUUAUGAGAAAGUCAAGAGGCAGAUCCAGACCUGGCAUGAGGAGUUGGAACGGUUGACUUCGGCCAUCAGUGAGACAGUGACAGAGUGUGAGAGCCGCAUGGUGCAGAGCAGGGACUUCCAGACAGAGAUGAGCCAAUCCCUGGACUGGCUGAGGGGUGUGAAGGCAGAGCUGAGUGGGCCCCUGUGCCUUGGCCUGAACCUCCAGGACAUCCAGGAAGAGAUCCGAAAGAUCCAAAUCCAUCAGGAAGAGGUCCAGUCCAGCCUGAGAAUCAUGGGUGCCCUGAGCAAUAAGGAGAAGGAGAAGUUCACCAAAGCGAAGGAGCUUCCCUCCACUGAUGUACAGAACACCCUGGCUGAGCUGGCAGAGCUGGAGGGAGACAUCCAGGAAGCCUUACGCACCAGACAGGCUAUCUUGACCGAAGUGUAUGGCCAGUGUCAACGGUACUACCAAGUAUUUCAAGCAGCUAAUGACUGGCUUGAAGAUGCCCAGGAAAUGUUACAGCUGGCAGGGAAUGGGCUGGAUGUUGAGAGUGCAGAGGAGAAUCUCAAAAGCCACAUGGAAUUUUUCAGUACAGAGACUCAGUUCCGACAUAAUCUAGAGAAACUCCAAUGCCUAGUGGCUAACCUUGACCCGGUCAUCAAGCCAAGUGGGAAAGAGGGGCUGACAGAGACAAUGGCUUCCCUGGAAGAGAAGAGUCAGAGGUUGAUCCAAGAAUCACACGCUCAAUUAGAGCUCUUGCAAAGGUGUGCAGUUCAAUGGCAAGAUUACCAGAAAACAAGGGAAGAGGUUAUCAAAUUGAUGAAUGAUGCAGAAAAGAAAUUGUCUGAAUUCUGUUUACUGAAGACUUCUUCAGGCCAGGAAGCAGAAGGAAAGCUAUUAGAACACAAGGCACUAGUGUCAGAAGUCACCUCUUUCCAUGAGAAAAUUGUUGCCCUAGAGGACAAAGCUUCACAUCUGGAAAAGACUGGGAAUGAUUCCAGCAAGGCCACUAUAAGCAGGUCCAUGACAACAGUCUGGCAGCGCUGGGCACGGCUGCGCGCUGUGGCCCAGGACCAGGAGAAGGUUCUGGAAGAUGGUGUGGAGGAGUGGAAGAGCUUUAACCAGAAGGUCAGAAAGGCCAAGGAAACGACUGAUCUGCUACAAGAGAAAUUCCCAGGAAGCUCAACAGAGAAAACCUCAAAUGCAGAGCUCUUAAAUCUUCUGGAAUAUCAUGACACAUUCAUCCUGGAGCUGGAACAGCAGCAGUCAGCCCUGGGCAUGCUACGAGAGCAAGCCUUGAUCAUGCUCCAGGAUGGGACCAGCCCACGCUCUGGAGAGGAGCCCCCCACCAUUCAGGAGAUCUCAGCCAUGCAAGCUCAGUGCUUGAGCCUGCAGGAGAAAGGGAAGAGCAGUGGGAAGCUGGUAAAACAGGAGCUGGAGGAGAGAGAAGCAGUGGAAACACAGAUCAACUCUGUGAAGUCUUGGGUUCGAGAAACAAAGGAGUGUUUAGGAAAUCCUACCAUAGAAAUAGAUGCUCAACUUGAAGAACUUAAGAGUCUCCUAACGGAAGUCACAAAUCACAGGGAGAACAUUGAGCUGACAGCUGAAGAACAGAAGAAUAAGUACCUGGGUCUCUAUACAAUAUUGCCUUCUGAACUCUCCCUUCAGUUAGCUGAAGUGGCACUGGAUCUCGGAACCAUCCAUGACCAGAUCCAGGACAAAAUAAAAGAAGUUGAGCAAAGCAAGGCCAUGAGUCAAGAAUUCAACCAGAAAAUUCAGAAGAUAGCCAAGGAUCUCACAACCAUUCUGACCAAGCUAAGAGCAAAAACUGAUAAUUUAACUCAAGCUAAAGCUGACCAAAAGGUGCUGGGAGAGGAAUUAGAUGGCUGUAAUGUAAAGAUAAUGGAACUAGAUGAAGCAAUACAAAAAUUCUCAGACCAGAACAGCCAACUCGGUAAACCACUGACCAAGAAGAUAAGGAAACUGACAGAACUUCACCAGCAGACCAUUAGACAGGCGGAGAACCGGCUCUCAAAGCUUGGUCAGGCAGCGUCACAUUUAGAAGAUUACAAUGAAAUGCUUGAAUUGAUUUUGAGGUGGACAGAGAAAGCCAAAGUCUUGGUACAUGGAAAGAUUGUUUGGAAUUCUGCAAGCCAGCUUCGAGAGCAAUAUGUUUCACACCAGACCUUGCUGGAAGAAUCAGAAGACAUCCACAGCGACCUGGAAGCAAUGGCUGAGAAGGCGCAGUGCCUGGCCAGCGUGUACUGUACAGAGAAAAUGUCUCAGCAAGUGACAGACCUGGGGCGGGAGGCGGAGGAGCUGCGACAGGCUAUCAAGAUCCGGUUGCAGAGUCUCCAAGAUGCAGCCAAGGACAUGAAAAAAUUUGAAGCGGAGCUAAAGAAUUUGCAAGCGGCUCUAGUGCAGGCCCAGAGAACACUCACCUCUCCAGAAGUGGGGCGCCUGAGUCUCAAGGAGCAGCUCUCUCACCGGCAGCAUUUGCUGUCUGAGAUGGAAUCCCUCAAGCCCAAGGUCCAGGCUGUGCAGAUCUGCCAGAGCGCGCUGAGGAUCCCCGAGAAUGUGGUCACCAGCCUCCCGCUCUGCCACGCCGCCCUGAGCCUGCAGGAGGAGGCCAGCCGGCUGCAGCACACAGCCAUCCAGCAGUGCAACAUUAUGCAGGAGGCUGUGGUGCAGUAUGAACAGUAUGAGCAAGAAAUGCAGCACCUCCAGGAGCUCAUCGAAGGUGCCCACAGAGAGAUUGAGGACAAGCCAGUGGCCACCAGUAACAUCCAGGAGUUGCAAGCCCAGAUUUCCCGGCACGAGGAGUUGGCACAGAAAAUCAAGGGCUACCAGGAGCAGAUUGCCUCUCUCAACUCCAAGUGCAAGAUGCUGACAAUGAAGGCCAAGCAUGCCACCAUGCUGCUGACAGUGACCGAGGUGGACGGGCUGACCGAGGGGCCAGAGGACCUGGACAGGGAGCUCCUCCCUUCGACCUCGGCCCACCCCUCUGUGGUCAUGAUGACUGCAGGUCGCUGUCACACUUUGCUGUCACCUGUCACUGAGGAAUCUGGGGAGGAGGGAACCAACGGUGAGAUCUCCUCUCCACCUGCCUGUCGCUCUCCUUCACCUGUGGCUAAUCCAGAUGCUUCUGUUAACCAGGACAUUGCUUAUUACCAAGCCUUGUCUGCUGAGAGGUUGCAGACAGAUGCUGCAAGGCUCCACCCCAGCCCUUCUCCAUCCCAGGAAUUCUAUGAGCCUGGACUAGAGCUGUCUGCUACUGCUAAACUCGAUGACUUGCAGAGGUCUUGGGAAACCUUAAAAAAUGUGAUCAGUGAAAAGCAGCGCACCCUUUAUGAAGCUCUGGAGCGCCAGCAGAAGUACCAGGACUCCCUCCAGUCCAUCUCUACAAAGAUGGAAGCCAUUGAGGUGAAACUCGGCGAGAGGCUAGAGCAUGGCAGGAGUCCAGAAAGCCAGAUGGCUGAGCAUCAGGCGCUGAUGGAUGAGAUCCUCAUGCUCCAGGAUGAGAUCAGCACACUGCAGUCCUCCCUGGGGGAGGAGUUGGUGUCUGCACGUCCAGAGGCCGACCCUGCUGAGCAGCUGGCCUUGCAGUCCACACUCACCGUCCUGGCUGAGCGGAUGUCCACCAUCAAGAUGAAGGCGUCCGGGAAGCGACAGCUCCUGGAGGAGAAGUUAAAUGACCAGCUGGAGGAGCAGAGGCAGGAGCAGGCCCUGCAGAGGUACCGUUGUGAGGCCGACGAGCUGAACCACUGGCUCCUCAGUACCAAGGCCACUCUAGACACUGCACUGGGUGCACCCAAUGAGCCCAUGGACAUGGAGGCCCAGCUGGUGGACUGCCAGAACAUGCUGGUGGAGAUCGAGCAGAAGGUGGUGGCCUUGUCAGAGCUGUCGAUUCACAAUGAGAACCUGCUUCUGGAGGGCAAGGCUCACACCAAGGACGAAGCUGAGCAGCUGGCUGUCAAGUUGAGGAGCCUCAAGGGCAGCCUCCUGGAGCUCCAGAGAGCCCUGCAUGACAAGCAGCUGAACAUCCAGGGGACAACGCAAGAGAAGGAGGAGAAUGAAGUGGAUUUCAGCGCUGCUCAGAGCCCAGGUGUCCAGGAAUGGUUGGCCCAAGCACGCACCAUGUGGACACAGCAACGAGAGAGCAGCCUCCAGCAGAAGAAAGAGUUGGAGCUGGAGUUAGCAGAGCAGAAGAGCCUCCUCAGAUCUGUGGCCAGCCGUGGAGAGGAAAUUCUCACCCAGCAUUCUGCUGUAGAGACCUCUGCUUGUGUGGGUAGCGAAAACCCUGAUGUGUUAUCCCAGGAGUUGAGGAUGGAAGGGGAGAAAUCACCUGCCGAAGACCAGAUGAGAAUGAAAUGGGAAAACUUACACCAAGAAUUUAGUGCCAAGCAGAAGCUACUGCAGAAUGUUCUGGAACAGGAACAGGAGCAAGUGCUUUACAACAGGCCAAAUAGGCUCCUAGCUGGAGUGCCACUCUACAAAGGGGAAGGGACAGUCCAGGAUAAAUCUGCAGUGACCUCUUUGCUGGAUGGGUUGAAUCAGGCCUUGGAGGAGGCAUCUUCCCAGGGUGGAGGGACCAUGAGGCAGAGCAGUGACCUGGAACAGAAAUUAUAUGAUGGGGUCUCCGCUACGUCUACAUGGUUGGAUGAUGUCGAAGAACGUUUGUUUGUGGCCACAGCGCUUUUGCCAGAAGAAACGGAGACUUGUCUCUACAACCAGGAGACGCUUGCCAAAGAUAUCAAGGAAAUGUCUGAAGAGAUGGAUAAGAACAAGAAUUUGUUCUCUCAAGCUUUUCCAGAAGAUGGUGACAACCGAGAAGUUAUUGACGACACCUUGGGGUGUCUCCAAAGCAGGUUAUCUUUGCUGGAUUCUGUCAUAAAUCAGCGAUGUCAUCAGAUGAAGGAGAGACUUCAGCAGAUACUCAAUUUCCAGAAUGAUCUGAAGGUGCUGUUCACAUCGAUGGCUGACACCAAGUACCUCAUUCUGCAGAAACCGGCAAACGUGUCUGAACAGCCCGUGGCGGAGCAGAUAGAGGCAAUACAGCAGGCAGAAGAGGGGCUGAAGGAAUUGGACGCAGGAAUCAUUGAAUUAAAGAAGCGUGGUGACAAGUUACAGAUUGAGCAGCCUUCCUUGCAAGAACUUUCCAAACUCCAGGACACGUAUGAUGAGCUCAUGGUGACCAUCGGCUCCCGACGGAGUGGUCUGAACCAGAACCUUGUCUUCAAGAGCCAGUACGAAAGGGGCCUGCAAGAUCUGGCCGACCUGUUGGAGACCGGAAGGGAGAAGAUGGCGGGAGACCAGAAAAUCAUUGUGUCUUCGAAAGAGGAAGUCCAGCAGCUCCUUGACAAACAUAAGGAAUACUUCCAGGGCCUGGAGUCUCAUAUGAUCUUGACUGAAACACUCUUCAGAAAGAUAAUCAGCUUUGCAGUUCCAAGGGAAACUCAGUUCCACACAGAACUGAUGGCUCAAGCUUCAGCCAUACUCAAAAGGGCUCAUAAGAGGGGUGUGGAGUUGGAGUACAUUCUAGAGACCUACUCUCACCUGGAGGAGGAUCUGCAGGAGCUGAGCAGACAGCUGGAGGCGGUGGAAGGUGGUACCCCAACUGUGGGUUUGGUGGAGGAGAGCGAGGACAGGCUAGUGGACCGGAUAGCUCUAUACCAGCACUUGCAAACCAGCCUGAAUGAAUACCAGCCCAAACUAUACCAGGUGCUACAUGAUGGGAAACAACUUCUUCUGUCCAUUAGCUGCUCAAAUCUUGAAAGCCAGCUGAAUCAACUUGGAGAAUGGUGGUUGAAUAACACCAACAAAGUGUCUAAAGAACUUCAUAGGCUGGAAACAAUACUCAAACACUGGGCCAGAUAUCAGAGAGAAUCUGUGGAACUGGCUCACUGGCUGCAGUCUGCGAAAGACAGGCUAGAAUUCUGGACUCAGCAAUCCAUGACAGUCCCACAGGAGCUGGACACGGUGCGCGAUCAUCUGAAUGCUUUCUUGGAGUUUUCCAAAGAAGUAGAUACCAAAUCUUCACUGAAGUCAUCUGUCCUGAGCACUGGAAAUCAGCUGCUUCGAUUAAAGAAGGUUGACACUGCGGCCCUGCGUUCAGAGCUGUCCCAGAUGGAUAAUCAGUGGACUGACCUCUUGGCCAGUAUCCCAUCUGUGCAGGAGAAGCUCCACCAGCUCCAAAUGGAUAAGCUACCUUCCCGCCAUGCCAUUUCUGAAAUCAUGACUUGGAUUUCUCUCAUGGAAAAUGUUAUACAGAAGGAUGAAGACAAUAUAAAAAAUGCCAUUGGUCAUGAAGCAAUCCAUGAAUACCUUCAGAAAUACAAGGGUUUUAAGAUAGAUAUUAACUGUAAGCAGUUGACAGUCGAUUUUGUGAACCAGUCUGUGCUACAGAUCAGCAGUCAGGAUGUGGAAAGCAAACGCAGCGAUAAGACAGAUUUUGCUGAGCAACUUGGAGCAAUGAAUAAAAGCUGGCAAAUCCUUCAGGGGCUAGUAAGUGAGAAGAUCCAGCUGUUGGAAGGCUUGUUCGAAUCAUGGUCAGAGUACGAAAAUAGCGUUCAGUGUCUGAAAACAUGGUUUGAAACCCAGGGAAAAAAGCUGAAACAACAACAGAGAAUGGGAGAUCAGGCUUCUGUUCAGAAUGCCAUGAAGGACUGUCAGGAUCUAGAAGAUGUGAUUAAGUCAAAAGAAAAAGAGGUAGAGAAAAUCGAACAGAACGGACUUGCUCUGGUUGAGAACAAGAAGGAAGACGUGUCUGGCACUGUCGUAGGCACACUCAAGGAGCUCAGCAAGACCUGGGCAGACCUGGACCUCAUGGCGGGGCAACUGAAGACCCUGUUGAAGUCAGUGCUUGACCAGUGGGGCAGUCAUAAGAUGGCCUUUGAUGAGAUCAACAGCUCCCUCAUGGAGGCCAGAUACUCCCUUUCCAGAUUCCGGCUGCUGACUGGCUCUUUAGAAGCUGUGCAGGUCCAGGUAGACAACCUCCAGAAUCUUCUGGAUGAUCUAGAGAAACAGGAAGACAGCUUGCAGAGAUUUGAUGCCAUCACCAACCAACUACUGAAGGAGUGUCACCCACCAGUGACCGAAAGCCUUACCAAUACCGUGACAGACGUCAGUAUGAGAUGGAACAACCUGCUGGAAGAGAUUUCUGAGCAGCUGCACAGCAGCAAGGCCCUUCUGCAGCUUUGGCAGCGCUACAAGGACUACUCCAAGCAGUGCGCGGCCACAGUGCAGCGGCAGGAGGACCAGAGCCGCCAGCUCCUCAAGGCUGCCAGCGACAAGGACAUCGCUGAUGAAGAGGUGGCCACGUGGAUUCAGGACUGCAAUGACCUCCUCAAAGGACUGGGGCCAGUGAAGGAUUCCCUUUUCGUCCUCCAGGAGUUGGGAGAGCAACUCAAACAUCAAGUCGAUGCUUCGGCUGCAGCGGCCAUUCAGUCAGAUCAGCUCUCCUUGAGUCAACACUUAAGUGCCCUAGAGCAGGCUCUCUGCAAGCAGCAGGCCGUGCUGCAGGCUGGAGUUCUUGACUAUGAAACCUUUGCUGAGAGCUUAGCAACUCUGGAGGACUGGAUUGUGGAAGCUGAAGAGAUACUACAAGGCCCUGACCCAAGCCAGUCCUCCGAUCUCUCUACCAUUCGGGACAGGAUGGAAGAACUCAAGGGGCAGAUGUUGAGAUUCAGCAGCAUGGCUCCAGAUUUAGACCGCCUCAAUGAACUGGGAUAUAGAUUGCCCCUGAAUGAUAAAGAAAUCAAACGGAUGCAGGCCCUGAACCGUCACUGGACCCUGGUCUCCUCACAGACGACGGAGCGAUUCAGUAAGUUGCAGUCCUUUUUGCUCCAACAUCAGACAUUCUUGGAAAAAUGUGAAACAUGGAUGGAAUUCCUGGUGCAAACAGAACAAAAAUUAGUGGUAGAGAUUUCAGGCAACUACCAACACCUUCUGGAGCAACAGAGAGCACAUGAGUUGUUUCAAGCAGAGAUGUUCAGUCGUCAGCAGAUUUUGCACUCGAUCAUUCUUGAUGGGCAGCGUCUUCUAGAACAAGGUCAAGUUGAUGACAGGGAUGAAUUCAACCUGAAGUUGACGCUCCUCAGCAACCAGUGGCAGGGCGUGAUUCGCAGGGCCCAGCAGAGGAGAGGCAUCAUCGACAGCCAGAUCCGCCAGUGGCAGCGCUACAGGGAGAUGGCCGAGAAGCUUCGCAAAUGGUUGGCUGAGGUGUCCUGUCUCCCAGCGAGUGGUCUCGGAAGCAUCCCCGUGCCACUGCAGCAGGCAAGGAGCCUCUUUGAUGAAGUGCAGUUCAAGGAAAAAAUCUUCUUGCGACAGCAAGGUAGCUAUAUCCUCACAGUGGAGGCCGCCAAGCAACUCCUGCUCUCUGCGGACCCCGCGGCAGAGGUCGCCCUGCAGACGGAGCUCACUGAAAUCCAGGAGAAGUGGAGAUCAGCCAGCCUGCGUCUGGAGGAGCAGAGGCAAAAACUGGCCUUCCUGUUGAAAGACUGGGAAAAAUGUGAUAAAGGAAUAGCCAGCUCUCUGGAGAAACUCCGAACAUUCAAAAAGAAGCUUUCUCAACCCCUGCCGGACCACCACGAUGACCUCCAUGCGGAACAAAUCCGUUGCAAGGAACUGGAAAACGCGGUGUGGAGCUGGAAAGAUGACAUGGCACAGCUGACGCUGCUGAAGGACACUCUCUGUGCCUACAUCAGCGCCGAUGACAUCUCCAUCCUCAAGGAGCGCAUGGAGCUCCUGCAGAGGCAGUGGGAAGAGCUGUGUCAUCAGCUCUCUUUGAAGCGGCAGCAAGUAAGUGAGAGGCUGAAUGAGUGGGCUGUCUUCAGCGAGAAGAACAAGGAGCUUUGCGAAUGGCUGACACAGAUGGAAAGCAAAGUUUCUCAGAAUGGAGACAUUCUCAUUGAGGACAUGAUAGAGAAGCUCAAGGAGGACUAUCAAGAGGAAAUUGCCAUUGCCCAAGAGAACAAAAUACAGCUCCAGCAGAUGGGAGAGCGACUUGCCAGGGCCAGCCAUGAGAGCAAGGCGUCUGAGAUCGAGUACAAACUGGGGAAGGUCAAUGACCGGUGGCAGCACCUCUUGGACCUCAUGGCCGCCAGGAUGAAGAAGUUGAAGGAGACUCUAGUCGCUGCCCAGCAGCUGGAGAAGAAUAUGAGCAGCCUGCGAACGUGGCUGGCUCACAUAGAGUCAGAGCUAGCCAGACCCAUAGUGUAUGAGUCCUGUGACUCUGAAGAGAUACAGAGGAAGCUGUCCGAGCAGCAGGACCUCCAGAGAGAUAUAGAAAAGCACAGCACAGGUGUGGCCUCUGUCCUCAACCUGUGUGAGGUCCUCCUGCACGACUGUGAUGCCUGUGCCACCGAUGCCGAGUGUGACUCCAUCCAGCAGGCAACCCGAAACCUGGACCGACGGUGGAGAAACAUCUGCGCCAUGUCCAUGGAGCGGAGGCUCAAAAUUGAAGAAACCUGGCGAUUGUGGCAGAAGUUUCUGGAUGACUACGCGCGCUUUGAAGAUUGGCUCAGUAUUUCAGAAAGGACAGCUGCCUUUCCCAGCACUUCCGGAGUACUCUACAGUGUUGCCAAAGAAGAACUGAAGAAAUUUGAGGCUUUCCAACGCCAGGUCCAUGAGUGUCUGACCCAAUUGGAACUGAUCAACAAGCAGUACCGCCGCCUGGCGCGAGAGAACCGCACCGACUCAGCCUGCAGCCUCAAACAGAUGGUGCAUGAGGGCAACCAGCGGUGGGACAGCCUGCAGAAACGUGUCACCUCCAUCCUGCGCAGGCUCAAGCACUUCAUUGGCCAACGGGAGGAGUUUGAGACUGCCCGGGACAGUAUUCUGGUGUGGCUCACCGAGAUGGACCUGCAGCUCACAAAUAUUGAGCAUUUUUCUGAGUGUGAUGUCCAAGCCAAAAUAAAGCAGCUCAAGGCCUUCCAGCAGGAAAUCGCCCUGAACCAUAACAAGAUCGAGCAGAUUAUUGCCCAGGGGGAGCAGCUGAUAGAAAAGAGUGAACCCCUGGACGCGGCAGUGAUCGAGGAAGAGCUUGAUGAGCUCCGGCACUACUGUCGGGAAGUCUUCGGACGCGUGGAGCGGUACCACAAGAAACUCAUCCGCCUGCCUCUCGCAGAUGAUGAGCAUGACCUCUCCGACCGAGAGCUGGAGCUGGACGACUCUGCAGCCCUGUCGGACCUCCGUUGGCAGGAGCCCUCGUCCAUCUCCCCCCAGCCUUCCUCCAACCCCUCCCUCUCCUUGGUCCAGCCCAUUUGCAGUGAGCGGUCUGGACAAGACACCCCCGCCAGUGUGGACUCCAUCCCUCUGGAGUGGGACCAUGACUACGACCUCAGUCGUGACCUGGAGUCUGCUGUGUCGAGGACACUGCCGUCCGAGGAUGAAGAGGGCCAGGAAGACAAAGAUUUCUACCUCCAGGGAGCUGUGGGCUUGUCAGAUGUAACCAUCCCUGAAAGUCCAGAAGCCUAUGUAGAACUCACAGAAAAUGUCAUCAAAAAUGCCUCGGGGGAUUCCAGUGCGUUGGAGUCACAGAUCAGCCAACUGGGGAGAGCUCUGGAUGACAGUCGCUUCCGGAUACAACAGACAGAAAAUAUCAUCCGUAGCAAAACUCCCAUGGGACCGGAACUAGACUCGAGCUACAGAGGCUAUUUGAAACUACUAAGUGAGUGCAGUGGCAGCAUUGACUCUGUGAGGAGGCUGGAACACAAGCUGAAGGAGGAAGAGCAGAACUUUCCUGGCUUCGUCAAUCUGAACAGUACUGAAACUCAGACAGCCGGCGUGAUUGACCGUUGGGAGCUCAUCCAGGCCCAGGCCCUCAGCAAGGAACUGAGAAUGAAACAGAACCUGCAGAAGUGGCAACAGUUCAACUCAGACCUGAACAACAUCUGGUCCUGGCUGGGGACCACAGAGGAGGAGCUGGAACAGAUCCACAGGCUGGGUCGGAGCACUGACAUCCAGUCCAUCGAGCACCAAAUCAAAAAGCUCAAGGAACUCCAGAAAGCCGUGGACCAGCACAAAGCCAUCAUCCUCUCCAUCAACCUGUGCAGCCCCGAGUUCACCCAGGGUGGCAGUGAGAAGAGCCAGCACUUACAGGACCGCCUGACCCAGAUGAACGGGCGCUGGGACCGGAUCUGCUCGCUGCUGGAGGAGUGGCGGGGCCAGCUCCAGGACGCAUUGAUGCAGUGUCAGGACUUCCAUGAACUGAGUCAUGGUUUGCUACUCAUGCUGGAGAACAUUGACAGAAGGAAGAAUGAAAUUAUCCCUAUUGAUUCCAGCCUCGAUGCAGAGGUGCUACAGGACCAUUACAAACAGCUUUUGCAAAUAAGGCGUGACCUAUUGGAUACCCAACUAAGAGUAGCCUCAUUGCAAGACUUGUCUGGCCAACUGCUGGUGAAUGCUGAAGGCACAGACUGCUUAGAAGCCAAAGAAAAAGUCCAUGUUAUUGGCAAUCGGCUCAAAAUCCUCUUGAAGGAGGUUAGUUGUUAUAUCAAGGAGCUGGAGAAGCUUCCAGAUAUGUCAAGCAGCCAGCAGGAUUUGUCUUCCUGGUCUUCUGCGGAUGAGCUGGACACCUCAGGAUCUGUGAGUCCUGUGUCUGGGAGAAGCACCCCAAAUCGACAGAGAACGCCACGAGGCAAAUGUAGUCUCUCACAGCCUGGACCCUCUGUCAGCAGUCCACAUAGCAGGUCCAGAAGAAGUGGCUCCGCUUCCUCCCUUUCUGAGCCUCGACCAGCUCCAGCUGGCUCUCGCCACAGAGCCUUCCUGUGCCGGGUUCUCCGAGCGGCGCUCCCCCUACAGCUUCUGCUGUUGCUCCUCAUAGGGCUGGCCUGCCUGGUCCCCAUGUCCGAAAAGGACUACAGCUGCACCCUCGCCAACAACUUCGCCCGCUCCUUCCACUUCAUGCUCAGAUACAUCAAUGGUCCCCCUCCAUUGUGAACCUCCUCUGUGGCUAGUGCCAGUGGUGCUUCUCACAGAAGGGGGCUUUGUGCUCGGCCCAGAGCAGGUCAGGACCAGCAGGAGGAGGGCUGGGAACCUGGGCAGAGUCCUCGUGAUGGCAGCUUUGUCACCUCAUCUCCC
Molecule: messenger RNA, 27079 nt
Organism: Erinaceus europaeus (western European hedgehog)
Lineage: Eukaryota; Metazoa; Chordata; Mammalia; Eulipotyphla; Erinaceidae
Gene: SYNE1
Product: spectrin repeat containing nuclear envelope protein 1
Exons: 147
Coding region: 437-26938 (8833 amino acids)
Cellular component (GO): membrane
Molecular function (GO): protein binding
Source: RefSeq, a predicted model, not a curated record